Molecule: messenger RNA, 6790 nt
Organism: Callorhinus ursinus (northern fur seal)
Lineage: Eukaryota; Metazoa; Chordata; Mammalia; Carnivora; Otariidae
Source: RefSeq, a predicted model, not a curated record
AUGGCUGUUAUAUUACUUUCUAAAAUCACUCAACUUUUCAAAGUAUUUAUCAAAAUGCCAAGUGGGAUAGACAGCGAAUCUGAAUCAGAAAAAGAAAUUGAAGAUUCCACCCUCAUGUCCAGAAAAGCCCUUUAUAAAUCAGGGGUCCCUCAGCUGGAGAUCCCAUUUGCAGUACAGAAUGUCAUCUCUAGGAUUGAGCAAGCACAGUUUUAUCGAGCCAGAGAGGACAUUAACACGCAGCUGACUGACAUAAUGCUCAAUGUGCAGCGGAUAAUAAAUCGCUACACUCUUGAUGAGAACGUGCACUCUGGAAGAAAAAUCUCCCUUACAGAAUAUAAGAAACGGAGAGGAAAUUUCCUGGAGAAAAUAGUUACUUAUGCUAAGAAUGCUGAAAUUAGAGAAAAGACUCUUGUGUACAUCCUGGCCUGGUUGGAAGAAUGGAAUGCCAUUUUGUCUGAGAUGACUGCAGUGGAUAUUGAGGACCACCACCACUGGAUAGCACAAAUGGAGUUUUUACCAGAAAAGUUCAAAGCUAUUGAGAACAAUGUCAAGAUACUGAGUAGAAUUAGUGUAUCUUUGCUUGAAGAAAAGAAGAGACAAAAGAAAAAAAUAACAUCUAGAGGUACUCUAUGGAAAUCUUGGAAAGAAAGAGUUAUAAAGCGACCAGCAACUGCUCAUGCUUUAAGACCAGAUCAGAUAAUUAGUGAUGAAUUUGCAACAAAUACAAAGGUUUCAGAAAUCCAAGAUAUGCUACAGGAACUCAUAAACACUACAAUGUUCAAUAAAUUGGAAAACAGUGCUAUUAAAUAUAUAUCAUCAACGAUAAUAAACCUUUCCAAAGCUUUGAGUACACUAAAUGAUGAACUAAAAGUUUUUAACCUCCAGAGUGCCAAUAUGUAUAUAAGUGAGACAAGUGAAAAAGAAAAAGAGCUCUCCCUGAAGAUAAUGCGAGAGCUCAAUGAAAAAAAUGAAAUGCUUCAGCAGAAACUUCAAGAUGCAGAAGAAAAAUAUGAACAAUUUAUUUGGUCCAAAGGUGUUGUAGAACCCCAAGUAGGUACAGCAUUACCCACAUCAACCUUGAAAGUGUUGCCCGAGCUUUCUUCACAAUCAUCCACUAGCAAAGCUGACACAGAAAACAGUAUGGAUGAUAUUUUGGUUAAAGAAUUGGAAAAUAUUAUAGAUGAGACCCAAACAAAAGAGACCAAAGGCUUGGGGAUCAAGUGGGACUCAGCUAUUUCAUAUAUAGCCCCAGCUGAAAUGACUCCAGGUUUAAUUGAAGAGCGAUAUCCUUUACUUGAAAAAAAACCAAAAGAGUCUUCUGAAGAUAUCACUGAAGAUAAGAUAUCACUGAAGAAAGGUGAUAUCUAUCAGAAAGAUGGGACUGACCAGUACCAAUCACAGAAUAAACAGCGAACUAAAGGCCCAUAUAUGCAUGAGACCUCUGGAUUAAAUGUGAGUGAUGAUAAAGGUAAAGAGAGAGACUCAGAGACCAAACUUGAUUACCAUUUGGAGCUACAGUCACUGGAAAAGAAGAGAAAAGAAAUAAAAUCCAUUUCUGAAGACAAAUCAAAGUCAUCCACUGAAUCAAGAAGUCCACAUGUCCCUGCUGAUUACCCUUCUACUGACACAAAAAGCCAAGGUAGCAGAAGUGGAACAAGCAGUAUAUGGGAACAAUUCAGGAAGCUCAAGCCUGAGUAUCCACGUGACAAAAGCCAGAUUUCUUCAGAGAAUAAAGAGGAACCCACCACUGAGUCAAUGGACAAAGAGACCAAAAGCGAGAUGAGCAGCCAAGCAGAGCAAUUCGGGUUAACCCAACUUGGUUAUUCCUCUGAGAAAGUGAAAACAAAAGGAAAGAAACACCACGUCACUUCAGAAACCACCACAAGCAAACAGAGAAAAACUGAAGAGGACAUAUUAGUCCUCACCAAGAAAGUCAAGUCUCACGGACUUGUGAAGCCAAAAUCUAGGGUAACAGAAGAGACUUCAGAAUCUACCAGAGUUCUGGGAAGUCCAGAUGGCAAAAGUGAAGAGAGUAACCUAGAAGAAUUUCAAAAAGCCAUAAUGGCUUUCCUAAAAGAGAAAAUUGAUAACAUAGGAAAGCCUUUGGAUAAAAAGACUGUGCCAAAAGAGGAGUUAUUAUUAAAAAUGGCAGAGGUUGAAAAAUUAGGAAUCAUAAAGGCAAAAAUAGAGGAAUAUUUCCAAAAUGUGGCUGAAACUGUGACAAAAACCUUGAGGAAAUACAAAGAUAUAAAAAGUGCAGGACAAGUGGGAGAGAAACCUAUGAAACGAAAAAAAGAAGUCUCAUUUAUGCCAGGAUUGCAUUUUCAGAAGCCCAUUAGUGCAAAGACUGAAAUUAGCACAUUACUGUCAUCUAAGAGCAUGGACCCACUAACUGACAAUUUAAUACAAAUGAUCUUGACUGAGAUAGAAGGGGAAAGAGAUGCUCCAGUAGCCUCAACAGUAGGGAGAGACCACAAGGAAGAGGAAAAACAAAGGCGGGAGGAACAUUUGCAAGAAGGUCAAGAAAAAAUAUUUGGUAAGGGUCUCAAACACCAGUCGCAAGAAGGGAGUUUCUGGAAGAAGGGCUAUGAGAUGAUAAAUAAAAAACUGCUGGAGGAAGAGUUAUGGCUCCAGAUGAAGGAAGGAAAGCAAGGACAACAGAAGCAGAAACAGAGGCAGGAAGAGGAAAUGCGGAAGGAACAGCAGAAACAGAGGAUGCAAAAGCAGACUGAGCAAGAUGAGGAGCAAACACAAAGAGAAGAGGAAGAAGAUUAUCAGAAGUUAAAACAGCAGCAGCUGGAAGCAUGGAAUCGAAAAAUGGAAAAACAAGCACCGCCCCUGGAGAAGGAGAAGGGACAGCAGAAGAGGCAUGUUCAGAAGGAAAUGAGACAUCAAGAGCUGGAAAUAAAUUGGGAGAAAGAGGAGAAGCAAAGGCCAAGGAGAAAUGUAGAGGACCAUGAAAGGCAGAGGCAGAAAAAAACAAAGGAUCAGAUGAAGAUAAAUGAGAAAAACUCCGAAGAACAAGAAAAGAUGUUCAGCCAAACUUCAAUGACAUUGUCUCCCCGGUGGAAGACCAUACCAAAAGUAGCAUCCCAGUUACACCAAAGAAAAGAGUUCCAUGGGCAUCUUAAGGCAUUAGACAUUCUUGCUGAUGGAAAGCAGCCUAUACCAACCACUCCUCCCUCUACACAAUCACCCUCACCUGAGGCCCUUCCAGUUUCUGGACAGAAUCCCACAAAGUUCCUCACUCUAACUCCUCAGCAGGCUCAGGCACAAGGGAUCACUCUAACCCCACAGCAGGCCCAGGCACUGGGGAUGACUCUCAGCCCUCAGCAGGCUCAGGCACAGGGGAUCACUCUCACCCCUCUCACCCCUCAGCAGGCCCAGGCACUGGGGAUCACUCUCACCCCUCAGCAGGCCCAGGCACUGGGGAUGACUCUCACCCCACAGCACGCCCAGGCACUGGGGAUGACUGUCUCCCCUCAGCAGGCUCAGGCACAAGGGAUCACUCUCACCCCACAGCAGGCCCAGGCACUGGGGAUGACUCUCACCCCUCAGCAGGCCCAGGCACUGGGGAUCACCCUCACCCCUGAGCAGGCUCAGACACUGGGGAUGACUCUCUCCCCUCAGCAGGCUCAGGCACUAGGGAUCACUCUCACCACUGAGCAGGCCCAGGCACUGGGGAUCACUCUCGCCCCUGAGGAGGCCCAGGCACUGGGGAUCAGUCUCACCCCUGAGCAGGCCCAGGCACUGGGGAUCACUCUCACCCCUGAGGAGGCCCAGGCACUGGGGAUCACUCUCAUCCCUGAGCAGGCCCAGGCACUGGGGAUCACUCUCACCCCUGAGCAGGCUCAGGUACAGGGGAUCACUCUCACCCCUCAGCAGGCUCAGGCACAAGGGAUCACUCUCACCCCUCAGCAGGCCGAGGCACAGGGGAUCGCUGUCACCCCUGAGCUGGCCCAGGCACCUGGGAUCACUCUCACCCCUCAGCAGGCCCAGGCACUGGGGUUCACUCUCACCCCUGAGCUGGCCCAGGCACCUGGGAUCACUCUCACCCCUCAGCAGGCUCAGGCACAAGGGAUCACUCUCACCCCUGAGCAGGCCCAGGCACCUGGGAUCACUCUCACCCCUCAGCAGGCCCAGGCACUGGGGUUCACUCUCACCCCUCAGCAGGCUCAGGCACUAGGGAUCACUCUUACCCCUGAGCAGGCCCAGGCACUGGGGAUGACUCUCAGCCCUCAGCAGGCCGAGGCACAGGCGAUGACUCUCACCCCUCAGCAGGCUCAGGCACUGGGGAUCACUCUCACCCCUCAGCAGACCCAGGCACAUGGCAUCACUCUUACCCCUGAGCAGUUCAAAGCAUUGGUGGUUACCCUCACACCUGAGAAAUGCCAGAGCUUGGGUUUCACACUCACCCCUGGGAAAGUUGAGGCACAGGGGUCUCCUCUCACUGUUGCACAGGCCUGGGAAUUGGGGGUUCCUAUUACACUAGAAAGUGCCUGGUUGUCAGCUCUCACUCUUUCCCCUGAACAGACCCAAGCUUUAGGUGCCCCUCUCUCCUUAGAACAGGCUCAAGCAUUAGGGGUUUCUUUCUUUCCAGAACACUUCUGGAAAUUUGGAGUCCCUCUCACCUCAGAUAAAUUCCAUUCUAUAGAAUCUCCCCUUGAACAAGUACAAACUUUGGGAGCCCCCUUCAUCCCAGGACAAUCCCAUCCCAUGGGUAUUACUCUCAUGUCUGAGGAGGACCAACAAUCAAGUGAACAGACCUCACCACUUGGGGCCCAUCCUACUCUAGAACAUACCCUGAAAGUUGGGAUCAUUCCUGUUACUGAUAAACCCAUUAUAGGUGCUCCUCACAUUUCUAAACAGUUCCCCACAUUGGCCCCUUCCAGUCUUAGAUCAUUUCAAAGAUUGAACGCUUCUGUCCUCCCUGGGAAAUCCAUUACAUCAAGCCCUAGGCAAGCCCCAGCAUCUGUUCCUAUUGCUGAGAAGUCCUCUGUAUUGGAGGUCUCUUCUACUCCUUUGCAGAUAUCAGGGUCUCCUCUUUCCCAAGACCCUGGGAAAUUGCUAGGAAUGAGAAUUCUUUCUGACCCUGGGAAGCUCCUGGCACCACAGACUUUUCCUUCCUCUAAACAGACCCUGGUUUCUGAAGGUCAAUCCACCUCUGUUCAGUUUGUAGCACCAGAGGUCCCUCUGUCCCCUGGGAAGUUUGCACUGGAGACCCUUCUUAGUUCUAGAAAGUUCUUAAGAGACUCUUGGACCCCUCAGCUACCUCUGAUAUCAGAGGCCCCUCUGGCCCCCAGGCAGCCUCUUAUAUCUGGAGUCCCACUCUCCUCUGCACAGAUUCCCAGUCUCUUGGCUCCUCUUUCCCCUAGGAAGCCCUUGGUUUCUGGGACCUCCUCUAUCCUGGAAUCUAGACCCCUAACACUCUCUGAGCAGCCCCAGGCAUUCCAGCCCCCUCCUACCUAUGAGCAAUCUCUCUAUCUACAAGUUCCUUCUACUCUUGGGCAGCAUCAUGCUUCCCCACUGUGGAUCCCUCCCACCCCUGGGCAUCCUCCAACACUAUGGACCUCCCCAACCCCUGGGAAGCCCCAGAAAGAUGUGUCUUCUUCUAUAUCUAAGAAAAGUAAGGAAAGAUUGACAAUUAUUUCUUCUCUGAAAUCUAAAUCAGUCCCUUUUACUGCUAAGGACUUCCAAAUAUCAGAGGUCUCUGACAGUUCUGAAGAAAUCCAGACAUGCCAUGAUCCUAUUGCCAUGGAACAAUUUAGAACAUUUCAGUCCUAUCUCACCGAUUACAGGACACCAGUAUCACAAACCCCUUACAUUGGUGGGAGGGCCCUUCCCCCUCUCAUGAAGCCUCUUACUAUGAAACUACCCAAAACGUCACAAAUUUCAUCUUCUGAAUGGGAUCAGAAAACCCAGUUCCCCCCUAUAGACAAGUCCUGGAUACUGACUUCAGAUUCAGUUACCAAGAAACCUAAGAUGAUGGUGUCCCCUUCCUCUCCCCAAGAGCUCAAAGAACAGAGGUAUUUUGUUGAUGUGGAAGCUCAGAGAAAGAACCUGAUACUCUUGAAUCAGGCCACAAAAUCUUCUAGACUGCCUUCACAGCUACACGCAACAGCUAGGAAUCUCAUAAUUGAAACACUUCAUAUGGACACAGUUCGGCUGGGAUACCUAUUUCGCAAGUACAUUGCUUACAGGCUGAUCCAGCGAGCAAGAAACAACAUAAUCAGACGAUUACAAGCCAUCCAAAACACUGGGAAAGGUUAUGAGACCCAGAAACUCUUCAUAAUGCUGAGCAGAAUUGAUGACUAUCAGAAAAAGAUGAUGCAGGUCUGGACCAACAAGCAGAAGUCUUUAGAGCAGAAACGGAAUCAGUGCCUGGGGAAAAUGAUGUUCUUAUUUAACCAGCUUCAAGGGAUGUAUAAAUUGAAUCUUAGUCAACCUAUCCCUUUGAUCAUCGACAAAAAGCAGAUACCUGCCUCUACCAAAUUUGUCCAACAGCCAUUCCUAGAGCUGCUAAUAGAAGAUGACAGAAAGUCUGACACAUUCAAGAAAUUUCGACAACAAGAAGACCAAAUAGGAGCUAUCUGGAAUGCUGAUCUGUCAACUUCAAGCUACCCAAUAACAGAGAAGAUAUCAAUAAAUUCACUCUGGGCCCAGCUGGGUGGGUACCCAGAUAUUCCUAUGCUACUCCAGUUAGAUGUUCAGUCUACCUUCAGAAAAUCUCUUGCAUCCAUUAAAUCACAGUUUAAGAAGAUUCCCAAGUGACUGUAAAAUUAAACACAAG